Molecule: messenger RNA, 846 nt
Organism: Prunus armeniaca (apricot)
Lineage: Eukaryota; Viridiplantae; Streptophyta; Magnoliopsida; Rosales; Rosaceae
Source: the annotation of a GenBank genome assembly
AUGGAUCAAAGAAGAUGGGAGGACUUAGACGUGGACUGUUUGUUGAUUGUGUUGGGAAGAGUUGGAAUGGAGUCGCUGCUUUUGGAUGUCCCUUUUGUGUGCAAGUCAUGGUACAAAGCAAGCCUCGAUCCUUCAUUCUGGCAAUGUCUCAUAUUACCGGACUUUCAUGAUGGUUUUAUGGUUGCUCGGUUUUCUUAUUUCGCAAAAAAUCAAUAUUGGAUCGCUACUCCCUUUUAUAGAAAAUUCAUACGUCAGUAUCGAAUUAGUAAGUACCGUUUCUCCAUGACUGGUUUUGUAAAGCUGCUUGUUAGUCGUAGCCGUGGAAAUGCUACUUCUCUGAGCCUACCUGAAUGUUCAAACAGACUACUGAGAUUAGUCGCAAAUACGUGUCCUAGCCUCAAGGCUUUGUCUUUGCCUAGAAAUUUCGUGUUACGGCAAUCAAGCAUAAUUAUGGAACUGACUGAAAAGUUGAAACAUUUGGAGUCAUUGUCUUUGGGAGACAGCACAGAUAUUACUGAAAUUCUUUCACAGAUCAGCCUUCACUGCAAGAACUUUCGUAGGUUAGACGUCUUUCGUGCUUCAUUAUGUAAAGAUGAGGUAUUGUCGAUUGUCAAGUUCGUACCUAAUAUUGAAUACUUAAGCUUGAGGAGGGCAAUCAUUCGUCGGUGUGAUCUCAUCACAUUACUGCAGGGAUGUAGGGAGCUUGUGUUUUUGGAUGUCAGUGGUACUGGUUUUGAUGAGGGUGACCAUGAAAUAUCAAUUUUGUUGGUGGAUUCCGACAUUGUUACUUGUAGGGUUAUUGUUCAAUCUCCUUAUUCCUUAUAUCUCGCUGAGUCAGGGUUCUAG